UCAAUCAUUAUGGAAAUUAUUUCAAUGUAUGACAUUAGCAUAUGAUGAUGAUAUUACAUCACCAAAAUGGAAAACAUUCAAAGGUUUAAAGAUGAAUAUCAAGGAUAAAAUACGAUUAAACAAUAUUAUAUGGCGUGCUUGGCAUAUUCAAUACAUUUCUGGACGUAAACCAGGUGUAUGUCAAUUUUCUUCGAAUAUCGACACUGAACGACAUAAGAAAACGGAAGCUAUAUUAUUAGAGGGAAAAUAUUGGAAAAGACGUGCCGAUGUUGUUAAAGCUGAAUAUAAUAAAUGGCGUCUUUAUUAUCAACAUCUUUCACGUUCAGUAGCUGCAGCUUUUUCCAGCAAUAAUCUUGGUUCUAAUGCAUCACGAAUGUUACCAUAUGAUUGGGAGAAUAAUCUACCAAGAUGGAGUAAUAAUCUAAGUUUGGAUUCACUUUUUACCUGUUCACCAUCCAUAUCAUCGGCAGCGUUCAAUUCUUCAUCUUCAAUCAUUGGAUGUCCAUCGACAAUUAAUACAGGCAAUAAUUUGACUAAUAAUAACAACAAUAACCAGGCUAUGAUUAGUCAAAAUAAUCAAAAUGGCACUAUGCAAAUAUUUAACGAUAAUAUACCAUCAAUACCAUAUACAAAUUAUUUUGAUUAUGCAAGUUCUCGGGAAAUCGCUCGUUCCGGUAUGGGUGCUGAUUUUAUGCAACCUGGUUUGGAACAAUUACAACCAAAUAUUGAUUUUAUUGAUACAUUUGAACAAGAUUUUUUCCCAUUACGUGGUCAACCAACACUAUCAACUGUACCAGAAGAAACGGAACCAGGAUACAAAGAGCCACAAGAAGAUCUUUUAGAUUCUCUAUUCAAUUCUUGUCCAACUACCUCAACGAAUAGUAACAAUAACAAUAAUGAUUUGUCACCGAAAUCUUUGCAAGAUAAUAACUAUUGUCAAUUUGCUUCGGCCAAUAAUUCACCAAAUCAGCAAAUUAAUCAACAACCAUUGACGGCUGUUUAUAAUCCAAAUAAUUAUGGGCAACCAAUUUUCAAUAUAAAUCAACCACAACAACAACUAGUACAAUCAUCAUAUAAAAUGGAAUUUGAAUCGACAAUGAAUACAUCGAAUAAUGGGACAUCAUCAUUAUUCCCUUUUCAUUCUAACAAACUAAUACAACAACAGCAACAAGAAUCAAAUCGUCAAUUGAUUCAAAUGUCCGCAAAUAAUUCAAUCAAUUAUAAUCCAAUGAAUUUUGCAUUUAAUCCAUCAAAUACGAAUGAUAAUACGGCGACCAUUAUGACCACCAAUCAACAAAUAAAUCCCAUAACAAUGCCACUAAAAAAGUUGAUACCAAAUUCAUCACAACAACAAUCACCACAAUCAUCAUCAACAUCACCAAUCAUGAAUCUGGACUUGAAAGAAUUAAAGAAUCAAGCACUUUCAUUAUCUUGUAAAAAUAUAUCACAACUACAGAAUUCCAUUAGCACUGGUGAUGGAACUUUAUCAUCAUCAUCCUCAUCAUAUCAAAUAGCUAAUGAACCGAAUACAUUGUCCAAUAUUGGACGUUCUUUAUCAUUACCAUUAGAUUGUGGCAUUCAAAUUCCGCCACAACAACAAUCAUUGAAUCAUAAUAAAAAAUUCAUCAAAUCCAUACAACAACAACAACAACAGGUAACUGGACCGAUCAUUUCAUCAAUGAUAAAUACAUCAGCACACAAUGAAACAUCAUCAUUCACAAAUGUCCAAAUGGUACCAGCGACAAAUCUGACAAUUCAUAAACAUCAACAACAACAGCAACAACAACAACAACAUACAUUCGUACAGAAUCAACUAUCGCCAUCUUCAUCAUCAUCAUCACCACCACAAUCAUCCAUAGCAACAGCAGCAGCAGCAUUCGAUCUAUCAAAUUCGUCACAUUCACAGAUGAAUAGAAAAUUUCCAUUAAUAAAUAAUGGUAAAAAACCAUAUAGUAUAAAUCCACGUAGGAAUAUAGAUAGUAAUAAUAAUUUUAAGAUAAGAAAUCCAUUGCUAAAGAAUCAUACUACAGCAACAGGUUCAUCGUCAUCAUCAUCAUUAUCAUCAACUCUUGGUUCAUUGGAUUAUAGUUGUUUCAAAGAUCGAAUCCUAAAUGGUCCGGUGAAUAAAUAUUUUCUUGCGAAUAAUAAUAAUAAUAAUACAAGUCCAACACAUGAUGAAAUGAUGACUACGAUGGCAUCAUUUGGUUCAUAUUCAUUUCCAGCUAAUACUAUAAGCUUUAUUGGUCGAAAUGAACAUGAACAUCGAAAUCUACAUAGAGAACAUAGAGAACGAAGAAGAGUUUGCCAUAUAAAUGCUGAACAAAAACGUCGUUGUAAUAUUAAAAAUGGUUUCGAUACUUUACGUAGCCUAUUACCAUCAUUGGCACAGAAUUCAAAUACGAAAAUAAGCAAAGCAGCUAUGCUACACAAAGCAGCCGACUAUAUUCGAGUGUUGAAGAAUGAAAAAUUUGAACAACAAAAAGAAUAUGAAUUACUCAAACAACAGAUUGAUAAUCUCAAUCAUGUCAUCAGCAUAUUUCAGAAUCAGUUACCAACCACUGGUUUACCAAUUGCUGAUGGCCCUAGAAUUGGUCGUCUUAAAGAACAAUAUAUACAAUACGUAAGACAGAAAACGAAUCAAAAUUGGAAAUUCUGGAUCUUCAGCAUAAUAAUGGAAUCAUUAUUAGAUUCAUAUUGUAGACAAAUAGCAACAAAUAAUUUUGAUGAAUUGUGUAAAACAUUAUUUCGUUGGCUUGAUCAAGGCUGUAGUUUAGUUGUACUACGAAAAGAUGUACUAAAUUCAUUAAGAUUCGUAUCAACAUCUACAAAUAUUCUGACCAAUCCAGAAUUAUUACAUGAUGAAAUUAUACAGGCAAUAUCAAUGACAACACAAACAACAACAACAACGACAACAAUGAAUGAAAAUAAACUACAAGGACGAAUAUUGCCCGAACAAUCAUCAUCAAAUGAUUGAUUAUAACCGGAUUUUAUUUUUUAUUUUUUUUACAAUACAAACGGUAACCUAAUUACGAACAUUCGGGCUUAUGAACAACAAAUUGAUCAUUUCCAACGAAAAAAAAACGAAUAUAGAAUCAACUUUAUGGUGAUCAUUUCUUAGCUAUUAAAUAUAAACUGAUGAUAAUAAAUUGUAAUAAAACAAU
Messenger RNA from Dermatophagoides farinae (American house dust mite), 3161 nucleotides. It is a transcript of the gene Mondo, whose product is annotated as MLX interacting protein mondo. NCBI's taxonomy places the organism in Eukaryota, Metazoa, Arthropoda, Arachnida, Sarcoptiformes, Pyroglyphidae. The record is from RefSeq and is a predicted model, not a curated record. Gene Ontology annotation, biological process: regulation of transcription by RNA polymerase II. Gene Ontology annotation, molecular function: protein dimerization activity; DNA-binding transcription factor activity, RNA polymerase II-specific; RNA polymerase II cis-regulatory region sequence-specific DNA binding. Gene Ontology annotation, cellular component: nucleus.